Messenger RNA from Dovyalis caffra, 1317 nucleotides. The record is from the annotation of a GenBank genome assembly. NCBI's taxonomy places the organism in Eukaryota, Viridiplantae, Streptophyta, Magnoliopsida, Malpighiales, Salicaceae.
AUGGCAACUUUCCAAUCUCCUCUCUCUUUUGCCUUAGCAAUUGCACUAUGUGUGGCUGGUUUUAGCUGCAUAUAUGCCCACAAUGGUGGCCUUACUGUGGAACUAAUCCACCGUGAUUCACCCAAUUCCCCCUUUUACAACUCUCAAGAAACUCGCCUCCAACGUUUAAACAAUGCUUUCCGUAGAUCCAUUAGUAGCGUCCACCACUUUAUGCCAACUGCUGCUUCAGUCUCUCCAUAUGAAGCUGAAUCUGAGGUUAUAGCCAACCGAGGUGAAUACCUCAUGAGCUUAUCCCUCGGGACACCACCUUUUGAAAUCCUGGCUAUAGCAGAUACGGGUAGCGAUCUUUUAUGGACACAGUGCAAGCCAUGCGAACGGUGUUACAAGCAAGUUGAUCCUCUUUUUGAUCCGAAGUCUUCAAAAACAUAUAGAGACCUUUCCUGUGACACAAGCCAAUGCAAAAAAUUAGAGCAAACUUCUUGCUCCUCUGAUCAAGUUUGCCAAUACUCGUAUUCUUAUGGUGAUCUAUCCUUCACCAAUGGAAACGUUGCAGUUGAUACAGUCACUUUGGCUUCCACAAAUGGACGUCCAGUGUCUUUCCCUAAAACUGUAAUUGGAUGUGGACACCAAAAUGAUGGAACCUUUGAUAAGAAAGGUUCAGGUAUCAUUGGCCUAGGAGCUGGUCCGGUGUCCCUUAUAUCUCAAAUGGGCUCCUCAAUUGGUGGCAAAUUCUCCUACUGUUUGGUGCCACUAGACUCUAAAUCUGGAAACUCAAGCAAAUUACACUUUGGGAGCAAUGCUGAGGUAUCAGGUUCUGGAGUCCAAUCUACCCCAUUAGUGAGAAAAGAUCCAGAUACCUUCUACUUUCUGACUCUAGAAGCUAUCAGUGUUGGAAAUAGUAAAAUAAAAUUGGUUGGUUCAUCCUUUGGUGGCAGUGAUGGAAACAUCAUCAUUGAUUCCGGUACUACUUUGACCCUAUUGCCAGAAGAAUUCUUCAACAAAUUGACUACAGCAGUCGAGAAAGCAGUUGUUAAUGGCCAACCAGCCAAGGACCCAAGUAAAUUCCUGAGUCUUUGUUAUCUUGCCACUUCUGAUCUCAAACUUCCUAUACUCACUGCACAUUUCUCUGGUGCGGAUGUGAAGCUCCAACCUAUAAACACCUUCGUUCAAGUUUCAGAUGAUGUUGUGUGCUUUGCUUUUAGCUCUAUUGAUUCAGGUGCAAUCUACGGUAACAUUGCACAGAUGAACUUCUUGGUAGGGUAUGACAUUAAAGGAAAGUCUGUGUCCUUUGAGCCAGCUGAUUGCACCAAGCUGUAA